AUGGAUAACUCCUCACCAGACGGAAUACAACAAAGCGCCACUAUUGAAGCCCCCACCGUAAUCUCCGAGCCGCGCAAGUGCUGGAUCUGCUACACCGAUGAAACCGAAGAUACCCCAUUGAACACAGAGUGGCGAUCACCAUGUCCCUGCGCCCUGACAGCCCACGAAGCCUGUCUCCUUGACUGGCUCGCCGACCUCGAGAACCCAAACUCUCGAAAACGAAACAGACAUCCCGCCAAAAUGCUCUGUCCCCAAUGCAAGUCCGAAAUCGUCAUCUCGCGUCCGCGAAGCCUUGUCGUCGACCUGGUGCGGGCUGUUGAGCGGCUGGCGGGCCGACUUGUGUUACCAGGCAUGAUCUGUACGCUGGCUGGAACUCUGUGGGCAGGCUGCUGUGCGCAUGGGGUGUACUCUGUAUACCUAACUUUUGGCUCGGACGAUGCGAAGCGGAUUUUCCAGAGCCGGAACGAAUCGACGUGGAAUCCGCGGUUGAAUAUUGGAUUACCCCUCAUACCCGUCGUGCUUAUACUUUCGAGAACGAAGUAUGCGGAGGGUCUGCUACCUGCUAUACCCGUUCUCUUUUUUGCCACGCACCAGCCUGGCAGCCAGGAGCUGGAGAUGGAUUUUUGGCCGCCCAGCGCUGCGAUGACGUUUGCAGCACUGCCAUAUGUGAAGAGCUUUUAUAGUAUGAUUUACGAGAAGGUUUUUGGGAAACUGGAGAAGAAGUGGAUUGCAGAGGUACAGCCGCGCUCGGGAGAAGCUGGUGCUGACGGACAGCAGGAUGGUGACCGUGGCGGCGCAGCGGUCGGAGGGAAUGGCGAUAUCCUCAUGGAGAUUGAUUUAGAGCUACAAGUCGGACUUGGGGGUGGAGGAAAUGAUGACAUUGACAAUAUGCCCGUGGUAGCGGGAGCAGGCGGCGAGGACCUUCCUGAUGACGGUGCAGCUGCCCAAAACCAAGAAGCAGGAGGCGCUGAGCAAGGCAACCAGAUACUUGGCCGGCGACAAGAGGCAAUAAUUCAUGAUACGAGCAACAUUGCAGACACGGUUCUGGGUGCACUGCUAUUCCCGGUCAUCUCAGCGUCGAUGGGUGGCGUGCUGAAGAUGGCAUUGCCGAAAGCCUGGACGACAGUCCCAUCAGUGGCAACGUCUUCUUCGCCUAUACUGGAGGCGAGCAGAUAUGGCUUGCUGCAAAAUACAUACGCGCCUACCUACCUAUCUUAA
This is a messenger RNA of Histoplasma mississippiense, 1218 nucleotides long. RefSeq lists its product as hypothetical. The record is from RefSeq and is a predicted model, not a curated record. The coding region runs from base 1 to 1218 and encodes 405 amino acids. NCBI's taxonomy places the organism in Eukaryota, Fungi, Ascomycota, Eurotiomycetes, Onygenales, Ajellomycetaceae. The transcript is spliced from 2 exons. Gene Ontology annotation, molecular function: zinc ion binding.